AUGGAUACUCCUGCAGUCGACGGUCAUGGCGAUCUGGAACGCGUGAGCCACUCAGGCGAUGGCGAGGUGUCCUCUCCCUCCUGCUCAGAGCGCGCCCGUGGUUUCUAUAAAGAAGAUCAGGACGAGCUCGACAGCUCGGACUACGAGGACAAUGCCGUUGAGGAAGAAUCGGAUGAAGAAGGCGUAAGGGGGGAAGGGGAUGGAAUAGAGGCGGAGGAAGACGACGACGAGCCGGGGUCGCAAGUCCCUAGCUCCGAAUUCGAUGGCGAAGAUUCAGAAGAAGAACUCGGCCUUUCCUCCGUUAUCGCAAAUCCCGAAGACGACUACUUACUGGAGGAAGAAAUCCGCGAUCCCUCCGUCAGAAAAGUCUCUUGGAAGAGCUUCGUACACCACCUGGCCCGACUGGGAUUCCCCGCCUCUUUUCUUCGCCGAGGCCCAUAUUCACCCCCUUGCGCAGAAGUCUACUUCCGCGUCUUGACAUCCUCCGAUGGCAAAAUACGUUCCAGGCGUCUCAUUGUAUGCGCAGGAUAUGAAUGGAGCCUGGAUCCCGACCCUCAAAACAUCGCUAUGCUGGCCAAGACCCUUCGAUACAGUGUCCCCUCAGAUGGAAAAACUCAGCAAGACCAGUCUUUGGAUGAUGAGACAAGCGAAGAGUCUAUCUGGGCGCUCUUUGCGCAGCGAUGUUGGCAGGCACGGCGCUCAUAUGAACUAGUCCACAAUUCUCCGCAGACGUUCCUUGGGAUAUUCAAGUCUCUCGUUGAACCUCAAGUUCGGCUGGAUACGAUGCAAGUAUGCGACUACCUCAACGCUCUCGCGGCUGCCGUGAUCAAUUCACACUAUGACGACGAUGAACAUGCUCCUCGAAGUUUGAUCAAGGAACAGACAUACACCGACGUCUACUGCAGCAUAUGCUGGCGCUUGAUAGAUCACCUUGACAAGCCUGGCAUUGUAUUCCCCGUUCUCUCCCUGCUUGAGGGAAUAGUCAACUACAUCUUUGAUGUCUAUGAGGGCGGCCACUCUCAGCCACAACUAUCCCGGCAAGUGAAGGCGGUCGCAGACAAGUUCUGGGAUAGACUUUGGGCGAACCGCGCGUACCUUCUCGACGACAAGAUCCUUCCCUUUCUAUUGUAUCGAUCGCCAAUAAUCAACGCAAGCGCCUUGCGAACCAUCGUACUUCGGUUCUAUGAGAGAUAUGGACCGGCCACGUUUAUUAACACGCCAUACUUGAUUGGAAAUCAUGGUUCAGAUGCAUACUUACCAUCUUGCCGCGUCAUUCUUCUCUGCUGGAUGCACCCAACGGUCGGCACAGACAAUUCGCCAGUAAUCCAUCACGUAGCCUUCAACUUGGCGUUGACACUUUUCCGCGACAAGCGCAGCAGACGCAGUGGUCUCACGGAAACUGACUUUUCGAGGUUCGUCAGCGAAGACAUCGUCGGAACCUACGGUGCAGAGGCAUUCAUGGUACGACUUGCUCAGUCUAUUCAAGAUGACGAAGCAAUCGAACAGCCAAAGGAGACGGCGACGCUGCUCAUCACUCUCACCGUUCUCAUCCGUCGACCCGAGUUCCGGCCAUAUUUUGUAUCUUCCGAAGUAUACGACGCCAUAUCUUCACUCUUCGAGUCUGCGGCGAUUCCUUCGCUCGAUAUCGAUGAUCAAUGGACGGUCUAUUGUGGCAUAGUGAGCACCUUGACAGCAAUGCUGCUACACGGGGCAGUCAGACAGGCCGCUAAACCUUUGCUCAAACACAACAUCUUCGGGAUCAUUGCGCGAGCUAGUGUAUAUUUUCUCAAGGCGCCGAGUAGCGACAUCGAACAUAAUGCUAUCAUGAACAACAUGCUCGUUGCUUACUGUCGCAUUGCCGGAGGUGCACGAGCUCGAGGGAACGAGCAUGACGUAGAGCUGCUCAAAAAGAUAACGCGUUCAGCCCAACCAGAAUGGUAUCCGACGAUACAUGCUCUUCGGCGUAUUCCUCUUCAAGAACCAUCUGCGAGAGCCAAAUACGAGCUCAUCCUCGAGGACUGGCUACAACUCGGAAGUGUCCUCGGGUUCAAGGAGGAUGUGGAGCGGAGGACUUACGAGAAGAAUUCAAAGAGAGCGGCCCAGCUUUGCGCGUGGAAGACAUGGUGCGCCGAAGCACGUUACUGUUCGCGAGAAUGCCAACGGAAAGACUGGAAAUUGGGUGGGCACAGGCAGCGGUGCAAACGUCUGAAGAGUGAACCUCAAGCUCGGAGAUGA
Messenger RNA from Peniophora sp. CBMAI 1063, 2235 nucleotides. The record is from the annotation of a GenBank genome assembly. Lineage: Eukaryota; Fungi; Basidiomycota; Agaricomycetes; Russulales; Peniophoraceae.